AAACGAGGCAGGCGAUCUCAAUCCAAUCUGCAUUUCUCACCGUGAAACAGUGACAUAAAUUGUAAAAAAUGGGCGAGAUCCCACGAGACUUGCAGCAAGCGCGCGUUGGUUCUGCCCUGUGUAUCCACCAAGUGCGACAGUCAUUUUAAUCUCCAUAGUCUCACAUCCAAAUCUCCGUCUCCCCUCCUGCCCUUUCGUGUUUUACAAACGAACGCGUCGCGCGGUGACUUGAGACAACCAUGCUGGCAGACAGUGCCUGCAGUCUUGAAGUGGGAUUAUAGCGAACACGACAGUUCGUGAUAAGCGCUGGUGAGAGAGAGUGAUCAGGCUUUAUACGGAGACGCGCUGUCCCGACCCGAUGCCAAUUUGAAGCCCUUCCGCUGAAAACUCAUAUCCAACGCGCAUGAACGGAUACCCGAGUUGACUAACUCCAACACUUACAGCGGGCGGCUCGGCCCAUCGCAAAUCGCAAUUGAACCUCACAACGAACGGGCAUGAACUUCACACCAGGUCCAUCGCAUUCUCCUGGCCCUUUUAUAUAACUUCGCCUGGUCUUAAGUGCUAUGCGACAGUUUGUGCAUGCGCAUGCGACCCUAUUAGCUUAGUUGUGCGAGUUGGGCGAUCAGGGCGCGCAUAACUCUUUGCCUGGAAGCACUUCAACUGCGUCGCGCUCUUAGUUACCGACUUCAUUCAUUCACCUGUUUCUUUGCGGUUGGCGGUUUAUUGGCCAUUUGGAGUCUUGGAUUUGCGAAUCAAAAGUUCUUUUUCACCUUUAAUAAUUCGAUACUGCUGCGUUGUCAGUUGGUUGUCGCGUCGUCGUUUUCUCGCCUGCGCCUCCUGCUUUUUACACGACCCCAACCUCCCCAUAUCGAGACCACGACCAAGUCACCUUCCACCCCGGACGACCACAUCUCUGGGUACACUCUCUCACAAAGUUUAACUCAAUAACUUUCUUCGAUACCAUUCCUCAGGUUUACCCACAAGGUUUACUUGACAGGCGUGGAUCGAUUCUCAACCUUCCACAUUCACAGCUACAACACCAGCAACCCUCAAGCUUCCCUAAUUGAAGGAAAGCUGGCGCGAGGAAAGGUUUACUUCAAGAAAGUAAACAAGGCAUAGGCCGCAGCCAUCUUGCCUUCCAAGCUUUCCACUCCACCACCACCACCAACAGCAUUGUCGAAACCAACUUUCCCCCGAUCUAACGACCUUUACGCGCCCAACGAAACAUCAACGUCCAUUGAUAAGUCACGCCAGCUCUCAUCAUUCUCUCAAGCCAGAUAUAGUCCAUCAAUCUCCUCUGUCAGCGCCAGGACUCUACGACGCACUCCCAACCUUGAAUCUCUCUCCCAACUACAGCGACGGACACACAUUGAAGCUGUAUCAGUUGGCAUCACUCCGAGCCCGAGCCCCAGCUUAACCUCAGAACCGAGCCCACCGCAUGUGAGGUUUGCUGAGUCUCAACCAUACCAAGUUGCACCUCAAGAGGCUGCGGGACUACCUGAAUCGCAAGAGCCAUACGCACUCCGAUCUAAGAACUUCCAAGGUCCCGACGAGAAGCUACGACCACACAGAGCAGUACGAGUCAACAAGCAUACCGCUGAAGCUAUCCUCUACACGUUAGAGGAAGCUCUGCGACAUCCAACAGACUUCACGCCUGUUUGGGAGGAGGAGAACGCUUCGAUGUCAGAUCUACCGGUGGGGGCCGCACCAGCCUACGCUGGCAACGGACGCACCAAUAAUGGAUCAAUGAGACCAAGCGUGCCACAGCCAACCGGCUCGCCUGGGGGUUUGAGAGGUCCAAAACAGAUCAUGAUAGAGCGUCAGGCCAGAGAAGAGAAGAAGCGAGCCGCUGCAGAGGCGGAGCUCCAGAGGCAACGACAAGAAGAAGAGCAAAGGGUCCUUGAGGAAAGGAGAAUAAGCGACGAGAGGAAAGCAACUGCUGCUGGUGGUGGUGGAGGAGCAAGGGGGAGUGGAGGUGGAGGAGGUCAAAGAAUAUCAGACAACUCCCAGAGAUCAAAUCGUACGUCUGGAGGUAGAGUUGUAAGUGGCGACCAAGGUAACAGGGCAGGCGAUGCAUCGUUGCAAGGUCGCGGAACUGGUGGUACCGCAUUGGGCGGCGGUGAUCCGGCUGCAGCUAGGAGGGCAGCGCGCGCAGCAGCUCAGGGUGGAGCCGCCCCUCAAGCUGGCCCAGAUCCCGCUACACAGCCUGAGCAAAGGGCACCUCUGGCUGAGCCAGCUGUGGAUCCCCUGGACGCUGUUGCUCAGGGGAAAAGAAAUACUGGAUCAACAUUUCCUCACGCGUUCGAGCGUUGGGAGACCCUAUCUGCACACUGGGAGGGACUGACAUCUUACUGGAUUCGCCGCCUCGAAGAAAAUACCAGUGAGAUCCAGCGUGAUCCGAUCUCAUCUCAGCUUUCGCGUCAAGUCACCGACCUAUCUGCAGCAGGCGCCAACCUUUUCCACGCUGUUGUGGAGCUUCAACGUCUUCGAGCUUCCUCGGAACGCAAAUUUCAGAGAUGGUUCUUCGAUACCAGAGCCGAACAGGAGAAGAUGGCUGAGAGGCAGGGAAUGCUCGAUACCCUCCUCCAAUCUGAGAGACAGGGAAGGGCAGCUGCAAUCCAAGCUGCGGUGCAAAAAGAAUCUGAGAAAAACAACUCGGAAAAACUAAUCAACGAAUUAAAGAGAGAAUUGCAAAUCUCAAAGGAAGAGGCUCGACGUGCUUGGGAAGAACUUGGACGUCGUGAGCAAGAGGAGCGUGAGAGAACCGCCUCUUUACGCGAUGGCCAGCCCACACUUGUGGGUGGUGUGCAAGUCGUCCCCAUGAUGCAGGGAGCCCCUAGCAGGCACACCAGCAAUGCUCAGAGAGAUAGACCGGCGACUCGUGAAGGUCCAUACCCUGGCGGACCAACCGCAGCAAGCAUGGGAGGCCAGCAAGACCCUGAGGAUCUCUACAACCAGGGCGGACGCGCCCGCCAGACCGACCCAUUUGUUGAGUCAAGGUCCGCCGCGCCCGCCACAAGUGGCGGAGCUGCAUCAUCCCGUCAACAAACCUCAAGUUCCGCUUCCGGAACAACAUCCCGCCAACACCCCCCUAGCUCGACCUCAACCCCGCCAGAUGCACAUGCUCCAGCCACACAGCAAACAUCAGGGGGCUUCUACCAGCAACAGCAAGGCGCAACUCUCCACCCAGGUGAUGUUGGUUCAGACUUGGGAACUCUCAGCGAGGAAGAGUAUGAAAUCGACCCCCAAGGCCAGUUCAGACGCGAUGCGCGCGGAAACAAGAUCCCCUACCAGCGACCGCUUUCGGAGGCCGAAUCUGACGACGAGCGUAUGGUUGAGGCCAGAGCUAGAGAGCACGCCCAUUUGCAGCAGUACGGUGUGAUCCCAACAACCAGCGGAGAUUACCCUCCCCGCACCAGCGCAGCUGCAGCCUUGGAGCCCGUCGAUUAUUCUGGCCAGGCGUAUGGCAGCGGAAGCGGGUGGGAUAGACACCAGCACCCUACCCGUCUAAGCGACGUUUUGGAGGAGGACGAGCGAAGCAGGACGAGCGCGAGCCAGGUCAGUCGCAGCAGGGAUUAAUCGGCGAGUAUUCGGCGCAAGUAUGGGAGCAAUUGGCCGCGGUAUCUGGACAGCUCUUCGAGAAUUUGGUUUCAAUUUGGAAUCGAUCUGAACUUGCGCCACUUUACCGGGUCUUUGUCCGACCCAGCUGGAUCUUCGGCGUCACCACACAUUUUCUGGGUGAGGCAUGCGACACAGCGACUUGUUUGACAAUGUAACGACUUAUGCUUCCUCUGGCAUACCUUCGGCGUUUAUCGUGCUGCUAAUAGCUCCGGCCCUUGCAACGUCAGAAAUAAUUACUGGCGCUUUUGUGGGAUUAGGAGGUGGCAUUUCUGUCGGCCAACUCCCUUACCUACACUUUGGUCACAAGAUACCAUCUCGGAGGAGGAUGCAGACACAAAUGGAUCAUAUUUUUUCUUUUCUUUAAUCGUUCGAGCAUUUUCGUGGAGCAAGCAGGUGGUAUUCGACCAGGAAACUGCUUUGGGCGAAUUAUAUCUGAGAGCGUGGAGUGAGCGAGAUUGGCGUUUUCUUUUGCAGACUUGGGGGCGUAAUACCUGUAAUUAUAUCUGCUCUCCCAAUAGACUCAAG
Pseudogymnoascus verrucosus is the source of this 4146-nucleotide messenger RNA. RefSeq lists its product as uncharacterized. The transcript has a single exon. NCBI's taxonomy places the organism in Eukaryota, Fungi, Ascomycota, Leotiomycetes, Thelebolales, Thelebolaceae. The coding region runs from base 1681 to 3579 and encodes 632 amino acids. The record is from RefSeq and is a predicted model, not a curated record.